CAAUAACUAGUCGUGUUCUGAGGGGCGCAAGAUACGAUUUCUGCUGAACCUGGGGGGCAUUUCCACGGCUUUUCUGUCAGUUGAACCUUUUCCUCUGGCCCAGAUGCUUUUCAAUUCGGUGCUUCGCCAGCCCCAGUUCGGCGUCCCGAGAAAUGGAUGGUCUUCCCAGUACCCUCUUCAGUCCCUUCUAACUGGUUAUCAAUGCAACUGUAAUGAUGAGCACACUUCUUAUGGAGAAACAGGAGUCCCAGUUCCUCCUUUUGGAUGUACCUUCUCUUCUGCUCCCAAUAUGGAGCAUAUACUAGCAGUUGCCAAUGAAGAAGGCUUCGUUAGAUUGUAUAACACAGAAUCACAAGCCUAUAGAAAGAAGUGUGUCAAAGAAUGGAUGGCUCACUGGAAUGCUGUCUUUGACCUGGCCUGGGUUCCUGGUGAACUUAAACUUGUUACAGCAGCAGGUGACCAAACAGCCAAAUUUUGGGAUGUAAAAGCUGGUGAACUGAUUGGAACGUGCAAAGGUCAUCAGUGCAGCCUUAAGUCAGUUGCCUUUUCUAAGUUUGAGAAAGCUGUCUUCUGUACAGGUGGAAGAGAUGGAAACAUUAUGGUCUGGGACACCAGGUGCAACAAAAAAGAUGGAUUUUAUAGGCAGGUGAAUCAAAUCAGUGGAGCUCAUAAUACCUUAGAUAAGCAAACCCCUUCAAAACCUAAGAAGAAACAGAAUUCAAAAGGACUUGCUCCUUCUGUGGAUUUCCAGCAGAGUGUUACUGUGGUCCUCUUUCAAGAUGAGAAUACGUUAGUCUCAGCGGGAGCCGUGGAUGGGGUAAUCAAAAUAUGGGAUUUACGUAAGAAUUAUACUGCUUAUCGACAGGAACCCAUAGCAUCCAAGUCUUUCCUGUACCCAGGUAGCAGCACUCGAAAACUAGGAUACUCAAGUCUGAUUUUGGAUUCCACGGGCUCUACUUUAUUUGCUAACUGCACAGAUGACAAUAUCUACAUGUUCAAUAUGACCGGAUUAAAGACUUCUCCAGUGGCUAUCUUCAAUGGACAUCAAAACUCUACCUUUUAUGUUAAAUCAAGUCUUAGUCCAGAUGACCAGUUUUUAGUUAGUGGCUCAAGUGAUGAAGCUGCCUACAUCUGGAAGGUCUCCACACCCUGGCAUCCUCCUACUGUGCUCCAGGGUCACUCUCAAGAAGUCACAUCUGUGUGCUGGUGUCCAUCAGACUUCACAAAGAUUGCUACCUGCUCUGAUGACAAUACACUGAAAAUCUGGCGCUUGAAUAGAGGCUUAGAGGAGAAAUCAGGAGGAGAUAAACUCUCCAUAGUGGGUUGGGCUUCUCAGAAGAAAAAAGAAGCGAGAGCUGACCUAGUGACAGUGACAAGUAGCCAGAGUACUCCUGCCAAAGCACCCAGAGUAAAGAGCAGUCCAUCCAUUUCCUCCCCAUCAUCAGCAGCUUGUGCUCCAAGCUGUGCAGGAGACCUCCCUCUUCCUUCAAAUACUCCCACAUUCUCUAUUAAAACCCCUCCUGCCAAAGCCCGGUCUCCCAUCAGCAGAAGAGGCUCUGUCUCCUCUGGCUCUCCCAAGCCACCCUCAUCUUUCAGGAUGUCCAUUAGAAACUGGAUGACCCGAACACCAUCCUCGUCACCACCUAUCACUCCACCUGCUUCUGAGACCAAGAUCACAUCUCCAAGAAAAGCCCUCAUUCCUGUGAGUCUGAAAUCAUCCCAAGCAGUGGCUUGCUCAGAGUCUAGAAACCGAGUAAAGAGGAGGCUAGACUCAAGUUGUCUGGAGAGUGUGAAACAGAAGUGUGUGAAGAGUUGCAACUGUGUGACUGAGCUUGAUGACCCAGUUGAAAAGCUUCAUUUGGAUCUGUGCUGCCUUGCUGGUAACCAGGAAGACCUUGGUAAGGACUCUCUAGGUCCUACCAAACCAAGCAAGAUUGAAGGAGCUAGUAUGAGUAUCUCAGAGCCUCCUUCUCCUGCCAGUCCUUAUGCUUCAGAAAGCUGUGGAACACUACCUCUUCCUUUGGGAUCUUGUGGAGAAGGGUCUGAGGUGGUAGGCAAAGAGAAUAGCUCCCCAGAGAAUAAAAACUGGUUAUUGGCCAUGGCAGCCAAACGGAAGGCUGAGAAUUCAUCUCCGCGAAGUCCAUCCUCCCAGACCCCCAGUUCCAGGAGACAGAGCGGAAAGACUUCUCCAGGCCCGGUCACUAUUACUCCCAGCUCCAUGAGGAAAAUCUGUACAUACUUCCAUAGAAAAUCCCAAGACGACUACUGCAGUCCUGAACAAUCAACAGAAUUGUAGAUUCUAAUCUGAAGAAAAUCCUUUCAACUCUGAAGUUUACCUACUCUGGUUCUACCAUAGCUUAUAUGCAGCUUCCUUGGGAUGAAUGCUGUGUUUAAUUCCAUAAAGUAAGUUUAUCACUCUGUAACUUUUUGAAUGAGUAGGCUUCACUUUUUAAAUUAUGCCUCUUCUCUACAAUAAUGACAUCCCAGCUCAUAGAGGCAAAAAGCAAGACUUGUCUCUUAUUAGUCUGAGACUGUGGGUGCACAGUGGAAAAUAUCUGCUGGUCACAGCAGGAGGCCUGUCUGUGAAGGCUGGUUGCUGAAGAAGUCUUCUGCUGGAGACCUCUGGAUCUGUGCUGCCUCAAACAAAUAUAAUUUCAUUUAAAAUUUAUAUAAUCUUUUCACUACACUUUUGGGAGCUUUUUUUGUUUUUUUAGUAUAUGUAAAAAUGUGAUGUUCACAUAAGUGCAUUUAUCUUGAUUCAGUGUUCAGUGUUAAAAUACAGUCUCUUAAGUUAAAAUCAUCUUUUUUUUAAGAGCAGUGAUAAAUGUCAGCUCUUUGGAGAAACUAGGAGAACAACACUAGAAACCUUUACUUAUCUUUUUUCCCCCAAAUAUGUCUCCCAUAUGAGACUUAAGGUCCUUCUAUUUUUACUAAGCAAUUUACUAUGGUACCAAUCCAACAUCGUGUUCUAUAAGAGGUUACAAUUUUUGCCAUUUACUAGACAAAGAUAUUUAUAAAAUCAAUAGUCAUACAUUAAAGUUGGGGUUUGAAUUCAACUUGAAUUCAGUUCUCUAGGGGCUGCAACUUUUUAAAAAUAUGUCAUCAAUUUAAGAAAAAGUAAUGAUUUCUUACUGGUACUUUUAUUAAAAGAACAUAGCUCUGAACUGAAAAUCCAGAACCUAAAAAACAAUUUUUGGCUUUAACUGGAAUUUUUGGAUUCUCUUCAUAUACAUAAAAAACAGUAACCCUCUAGUAUAGCCCUGAGCUGAAAAGUAUGGAAAUUUCUCUAAAUAAUAUAGAAGGUGUUUAGAUUGAUUCUAAGUUAAUAAUGUGCAAAAUAUUUUGAACAUCUUCCCUUUAAUCAGCAAUUACAUAUCAAUCAUCUUGAACUGUUGUUUUCUGUUUUUCCCCUUUAUAACCUCAGAGACACAAGCUCCAUGUACCUUCUAUGUACUGUGUCCUUGGAAGGGGAUCCCCUAACAAUCAUGAUACUUGAUUCAUUUUAUCCAUAUCCCUAACAUAUGUAGAUUUUAUUCAUAUUUUUGUCAAAAUUUAAAAAUCUGUUCUUAAUGACAAAUUUUAAUUCCUUUGAUUCCUGUAAGUUAAGCUUGUACCAACAAGAACUACAUAUGUGAAUUAAACAUGGAUUCUCCGUGGUUUUAUGCAAGGAGAAAAAUAAAUAAAGAGAAGCCUCAGAAUUGCUGUUUUUGAAACAAAGCACUCCACAGCAUUAACUGAAUAUUUAGAAACUCUACUUAUAAUUAGUGUUUGAUUUUUUAAUGUUAGGUUAUGGAAAGGUGUUAUUUAUGACCAUAUCUGCUAAUAAUGCUACCUAUCUCUUGCUUUGAAAGCCAGUGGGGGUGGGGGGUAGGAUAACUAAAGUAGAUGAUUAUAUUCUUUGUAUCCUUGAACAUCUCCUAACAGCUCUACCGAGUAAAAUUGGGGUAAAUGUGGCUGACAGAAACUGUGCUGAGAGUCUCCUGGCUGUAACACAUCCCACUUGGAAAACUAGUACUUCAAAUGAGUACCAAAGGUCAAAUGUAAUGAGAUAAUAAUUAUUCCUGCCUCUGUCAGUGUCAGACUUUGAGCUGAUCCUGAAUAAUAAAGCCUUUUACCUUAUCUGAUA
Neomonachus schauinslandi (Hawaiian monk seal) is the source of this 4126-nucleotide messenger RNA. It is a transcript of the gene DTL, whose product is annotated as denticleless E3 ubiquitin protein ligase homolog. Gene Ontology annotation, molecular function: protein binding; protein-macromolecule adaptor activity. The transcript has 16 exons. Gene Ontology annotation, biological process: proteasome-mediated ubiquitin-dependent protein catabolic process; mitotic G2 DNA damage checkpoint signaling. Gene Ontology annotation, cellular component: nucleus. Lineage: Eukaryota; Metazoa; Chordata; Mammalia; Carnivora; Phocidae. The coding region runs from base 104 to 2296 and encodes 730 amino acids. The record is from RefSeq and is a predicted model, not a curated record.